Molecule: messenger RNA, 5991 nt
Organism: Hermetia illucens (black soldier fly)
Lineage: Eukaryota; Metazoa; Arthropoda; Insecta; Diptera; Stratiomyidae
Product: protein javelin
Exons: 7
Coding region: 459-5414 (1651 amino acids)
Source: RefSeq, a predicted model, not a curated record
UCCUCUUCGCACUAGCAGCUCCCUCAGAUACAUCUGUUUGCUGCUAGCGCAUGCGUUCAGUACACACUGAACGUCGGACCCGGUCAGACUCCCAGAUGCGAGCUUGGCUCUGAGCCGUUUAUAUACGACUGCGACCUUAACGAUAAGUGACUCAAAACAAUAAUACCUCAGUACCUGCGAGUACCACACUUAGUACCUGUGCGUCAAUGCUAUUGUUAUUCUUUUCCAUUUACCAGUGGCUAGUGUAGCGUGAAGUGCUUUCAAAGGUUCGUUCUGCAUUCAACCAAUUCGUUGACUUGCGCUCGAACAAUGAAAAAAUCAGUUUGAAAUGUUAAAAUAUUUUGCGGAUGUGAAUUAAUUUGUCCUUGUCGGAAACGUGGAAAUUUCGAAAUUCAGCAAAUAUUAGCAGUGCUCAUUUCAAAAUCUGUUUUCCAAACAAAAAUUGCUAGUUUCCGCGAAUGGACGCUAUAGGUAGCUCCUUCGUCGAGAAAGUGCAACCACGGAAGGAUGGAUUCUUCCUAACAAGGCUGAUUUACUCCUGGACACCACUCAUCUGGAUAUACAUUUGGAAUAUUCUCAACUCUUUUUGCGCAACCAUCUUUGAGGCCCAGGUAGAGUUAGAAUCAACAUGCUUAGUUUUUAUUGACUUCUAUUGUGAUCGCCACUUCUUAUAUAAUCAGCUGCAUUUAUUUGCCAGAGCAGUGGAAUACAGCUACAAUCACGUGGAUAGAGUUCGAAUCAACCAGCUCUCAUCAACACCACCCGGGCUCCCAGUGCCAGGAUCCAGGAGGCGGCAGAACGUAGCCAAUCAUUUGGAUUUGGCUACAACUGCACCGGAACAUCUCUAUCCGCAUCUAAAAAAUAACAAAAGAUUCUCGGACUGCAAUAACAACCAAAAGCAUUUGAAUCUCGAAGACUACUACACUCACAUUCAGGGAGAGAAAACACAGCAGUACGAGGAAAACUACUACGAAAGUUACGAAAACAACAACGAGGGCGACGAUAGUUACCGUUAUCUGAGAGAGGGAUCUGGCAAUGACGUAUGUAGCCUGCGAAGGACACGGAGUUUAGCUGUUAUUAGAGAGGAAACGUAUAACGAUCUGCAAAUUAACUCCGCUAGAAACUCGAGGCGUUCCCAACUUAUUCCGAGGGCGAAAUUAGUGAAUCGCAGCUUCAAUAAAGAAAGAUAUCAUCAGAAUAAACACAACAAGACAGAGGAGGGAAGUAGCGGCGGAAGUGGGGGUGAGACACAAACGUCCGAAACACGUGAUACCGACGACUAUUAUACGAAUUUGAAGCGUCUGGAUUCAGUAAAGGUUUUCCGGUCAUCGUGGCAAAACGAAAAAAGUGACUUGGACAGUAUUAACUCUGAUUAUUUCAAGAAUUCUCAACAUCAAUCAAGUGAAUUUGCGGAUGUAAACCAGAAGCCAGGAAAGGCACCGGGCGACCGUCAGUUUGAAGUUUUAGAAUUAGAAGUACAUCAGGAAAGUAGUGUUUUACCUGAGACGACCACUUCGAAUUCCGACCGCUCGGACUCUUCAACUAUUGAAGGAGGAGGCGAGUUUCAGACACAUUUCCAAAGCGAGAAUUUUACUUAUACUGAAAGAACAUUAACUCCAAACCAAAGUCAAAUUGACCAAAAUAAUUUGGUCAUCUCAUAUGAUUCUAUUUACCUUUCAUCGGAAGAUAGUUCUGGAGAAACGUUAUUGAGAAACGCGAUACCAGCCGCAGUAGGGAGCAGCCCAGAGUCAGAUUCCUUCACGCAGGUUACAAUCGAGCACUGCGAUAGCGCUGAUCGAUUAUAUACGCGUGUUAACAAGACAUCAACCGCAUCAACCAAACCAAAGAUUUUAGCAGUAACUACCAAAAGAGGAGCUUUGGAGCGUCUUACUUCUAUCUCUACUUCGCAAAUAUUAAAAACUAACGACAUUCAUGUGAUUGACUCAUACCGGCCCAGUCACAUAGACAACCAUUACUGUAGCCUUCCAGAUAUAAACAUAGGUAGAAGCCUAAAAGUAUCCGAAAGAAUUGACGAUAAACUACGUUCUUCAUACGAACAUUCUCGAAAGGAAUACAGCAGUGAAUGUUCGAACAGCCUUAGCACCCGGAAAACAAAAAGAGUUCGUCAGCGGCAGUUCAGUGAAAUAGAUUCAUUAGCCAGCGCAAACAUAUCCUUGAUAACUGUUCAUGACCCACUUGUCUCUGAUGAUGCCAAUCACGAACAAAAUUCAUUAGUGGAACGAGAAAACCAACAAAGUGAAAUUGAAAUUAUCCACGAAACUUUCGUAAGAGAGGAUGACGGAUUAGAUGAGCUGUCACCUGAGGAAAUCACCUCCCAAGAGGAUAUCAGUCAAGAGAAUAUCUCUGAGAGUUCAUCGCCAGAAGUAGAUUUUCUUCUAAAUCACACCACUCAGAAUUUUCCCGGCCAGAUACGGAUAAUUGUUACCGACAGUAAGAAUAAUAUUAUCGAAGAGGAUUCCAUCGAGUCCUCUGCAAGUAAAGCUUUAGAGCAGCCAGAUAACAACAAUAACUUGUGCGAAUGGAAUUUCAAUGAGACUAACAACGACCCAGAUAAUAAUGACGACAGUGACGAGUUAAAGGACUCAAUUAACCCUCAUCAAUUUUACGUCGAACAAGCAGCGCAUAUAGAACCAACUAAAGAAAAGUUUGAAAACGGGGGCACGAAUUCCGUGGCACCUACCUGUUGGCCAAUGAAAAGCAUCCUUAAAAAGGAGUGUCACAAAGAAAGAAAGGCUGAGAUUUACUUUCCUCCUCCACCUCCUAUAAUCUGCGACAGCCUUUCGCCUACAGUGAGGACUUCAUUUGGAAAUAAAUUCAAAGCAGACCGUCCGUUCAGGUCUAAUGAAGAAAACUCGGUCGUGAGAAAUUUCACAACUGUAAAGAUGUCACGUCCUCAAAUACUUCAUGUAAUUGAUUCAAAGCGACACGUCGACUGUAAAAAUGGACGAGACAGCAGUCAUAAUGUCGCGAAGGAAUUUCUAGAAAAAGUUGAUUCAGUGAAGUGUUAUUGGUCGAAAAUCGCUCAGAAUGAUAGUGAAAUUCAAGCCGAGGAAACCUCAAAUGUAAACAGCUCAAAAGGCAAUAACGACCAAAUUUCUGCAGACGAAGUUGAUAGCAGUAAAUGCGAAUCUAUUAUUGCAGCCACUAAUGCACCAGGCGGUUUGAAAUCAGAAUUUAAGAAUGUCUUAAACAGUGACUUCCAGAGUUUUAGCCCAACCGUGGAGAUAAUUGAACUUGACGGUGAAAAGCAAGCUACCAUAGUUAAAGCUGGUCGACUCGACGAGGCCGAUUUUGAUCACGUUCGCUACAAAGUGAUGAAACCCGAUCAAUUUCAAAAGGACCUUCUCAAUAGAUCAAAGAAAGAAGCUCAGUUUGAUGGUCUCAUUCAAUAUCUCCAAGAUUACAGUUUCCAAGAGCUUCUGUCGAAAAAUAACAUUGUCAUCAUUGAACCAGUUCGUACGAAAAUCGAAAAGCCAGUCGAAACAGCGGCGAAGUUGGAGCCCCUUAACUGCAAAAUAACGGGGGGUUCAGGGACCGACACGAAAUCUCCAGCAAAGCGUCAUUUCUUUUACCAACCAGUUCGAGUGAACCGGGAACUGCUCGAGGAGGAACUCCCGAAUCCCGACACCGUUCGAAACGUGAGAAGAUUUUUCGAGGAACAUAGCCUGCAAAAACAAUCUGCAGGUACAGCCGUAAAAUCCAACACUUUAGAUAGUAGCACUACCGGAAAGCGCAGAAGUUUACGUUAUCUCACCAUAGAUACAUCAUAUGGAAACACCGCCUUUCGUAGAUGGGAUUCCGCGAGUCUUUCAAGUGGUAUAUCAAGCGGUGAUUUAUCGUCACCUUGCGAAUGUAACGAGGACCACCGUCAUUACCACAACGACCAACAACACCAUCACCAGCACCAACAUCAUUCUCAACAUAAUGGGCGCUCGAAGGCGAGAAGGGAUUUGGGCUGUGAGAGGGAAGACAUCGAGGAUGACGACCAGGAAGUAUUUACCAGUGAAGAGAAUUUAUGCGAGGAUGAGAUGUGCGAGGAUGAAUCGUACUAUGUCAGCGAGGAUGUUUUGGAGAAAAUACGUGAAUGCGGAUCAACAGUCACUUACUACGGUGGUCGUGUUGUUAAUAAUAAAUCUCCUGAGCUGAGCCCCAUGACACGAGCCAUUAUGCAAGAGAUUCGUGGUAAGGAAUCAUCCGGAGAAUCGAUGACGACAUCAACAGCAAGCGGAACACGAACAUGUCGGACCUGUCAACCAAAUAACUGUCCACAAGAGGAUGACAUUGAAAGGGAAUUUCGGGAUAAUAAACAUUUAGGUAUCCAAUUCAAACUUGUGAAAUCAAAUAGCUGUAGCAGCCGAUUAGAACUAGUUGGAACGGAUAAAUUUGGCCAAAGCCGAUCAACAUCAACUGCUGCAGGUGGUUCAAAUCGCUCACCGUCGCCUACUCGAAACCCUGAAGAAACCGUCCGUGAACUAGUUAAUCGUCUUGAAUCGGGGACGAUUAAAAAUAGUUCUGCACCUCGAAUCAUUGAGUCCAAAUGCAUCGAGAAGACAUACAGACGUAGUCUGCCCCCAAUAAAAACCAUCCCGACUACAAAUGAGGGAAUUACUAUCAACAACCAUCAUAUCGGUACCAAAGAAUAUCUCGGUCUUGUUGAUAUCAUUAACCAUGUGACAGUGAAUAACCACAUUCCAUAUAACGCGAUCCCAAGCGAUGAGAAACCUUCUGAUAAAAUAGUGGCAAGUUCUAAUAAAAUUCCCAGGAAUAAAAACGUCGAUUUGGCUUUUGCUAUGAGUCGAGGAGGGCAAGUUUCGAAAACUAUAUCCACAUCACCAUUACCAGAAGUCAAGACACUGAAUCAUACCGACAAAGUUGAAUCACGUCAUCCAAAUUCAAGCUGCAGCGUCCUGCUUGAACCAUCUCAAAGUCCUGUCGCCACAACUGAAAUUAAUAAAGUUGACUUAGAACAAAGUAAUAAAAGCCCUCCACAAAAUGGUCCAUCUGCUUCCUGUGAUGAUUCUAUAAGAAACACCUUCGCAUUGGAAGAGGACAUGGACGCUCCUUCGUCAAAAGCAAAUGGGGGUGAGCAAAUGACAACACCAAUAAAAUUACCCCAUGACGGCCAACCUGCUUUGUCUCCCACUACAGGAACGACCCCUAUUAAACUCCUAACGAAACAUUAUGUUGCUAAUGAUAAGCGAUUAAUUGAACAACGAAAAUACAAUGAAAUAGAAUUCGAAGAGUUCGAAGUUUACAACCCGGCGACGGCUCAUCAGGAUAACAUCAAUGGUGGCAACAACAACAGUGACGCCGACCCUCCCAGAAAAGACCAAAUAAAUGGGAAGCACAGUUCAUCGUCGGAUAUAGUCGAGAGUUUUGAAGAAAGAAUAUAAAUUUAUUGGGAUUUCUAUUCUUUAGGGUUGCUCAAGGGGAAAAUUUGUCUGCAUUCACGUAGAAACAGCGCUUAAGCACGGUUGUUAGUCAAGUUGGUUGCUGUUAUGUAUAGGAAAUAUGUCGACUAUUCAUUGGACACCAUAUAUUAUAAUUAAUUCUAGAGCUACGCGAGUUGUUGAACUUUGCAGUAGAUAUAAACAGAUUCGUAAUUGCUUCAAGUCCAAAUGAGCAAAAUAUUCCAGAUACCUUGACCUUCCAUUACUUAUAGUAUUAGCCCGUUUCUAUCGAAAAAUAAUCCUCUUGCUUCGCAAUACAGCAGAAUGCUCAAAAGUAAAUAGUUUCAUAUUGUAUUUUUCAGAGUAAAUAAACCAAAACAUUCCAAAAACGGUGAUGGUUGCUCCUUCGUUCUGUUGCUAUAACUAUAUUUAUUGUAAGACCUACCAUCGACCUACGUCUAAAUUUGCUUAUAUGCAUAUAUAUAUCUAAAAAUUUGUUCAUAUACACAACAUAUGUAGUAGUCAUUGUAAUUAUAUCAAUGUAUGAUAAUACAAAAUAAAUGCAUGAUUCAGUAGUCAA